AAUAAAACCAACAAAAUCCAAGUUCUCUUUCUUUCUCUCUUCUUCCUUACUUAUUUUUUUUUUUAUCAAUGAACAUCACUUCCACAUUACCUCCUUCAUCCUCAUCCUCUGCCUUUAGAACACCGAUGUCUACAUUAUCAAACAGUGACCGUAGUUUUAUAGAAUUUACUCGGUGUUUAUAUAAAAUCAAAUCUAUUGUGCAAGAAUUAGAAGUCUUUAGUCACACUGUUCGGUCAAGUCUGGAUUACCAGCAAGAAACUAAUACGCAGGAAUUUAUCAGAUAUGUCCAACAAUACCUGGAAAAUUCUUUUAAAAAGUUUAAUCACAUGUGCCGCAUCUUACUCUAUGUUCUGUCAAAAUUGGAAUCAAAUCAGACAGUCAAAAGAGAGCGUAUUGAUUCAUUUCGUCAAGAAGUCACGAAUGAAUGGCGAAAAGCGAACUUUGUUAGACAAGAUCUUGUCUUACUUGUCCACCGAAAACACUCUAAAGAUCAAUUUAAUACCACUCUUCCGUCACCUUCUUCACUAAGUAAUCAUGACCAAAGCAGUAAUGCAUCAUCAUCUAUAGACUCAAGUGACGUAGAUGAAGAUGUCAAAAAACUAUCAAGCUCAGAGUCAAGUCUAGAACCAAACUCUUCUCAAGAAGAAUCCAUGUUUUAUCCAUCAUGAUAUAUAUAUAUUUAUAUAUAAAC
Molecule: messenger RNA, 691 nt
Organism: Gilbertella persicaria
Lineage: Eukaryota; Fungi; Mucoromycota; Mucoromycetes; Mucorales; Choanephoraceae
Exons: 1
Coding region: 69-668 (199 amino acids)
Source: RefSeq, a predicted model, not a curated record